AUCGGCUCCUGUCAUCGGCUGCGGAUAGCUUUCAGCUCUGAAUUUGUCUUUGUAAGGUCUUUCUGCUGCUUAUUUCUCGGGACAGCUAACAAGAUAAAAGAAAAAAAAAAGGUUUGGAAGACUGGUCAGCAGCGAAGCCUGGAGAGGGAAGUGAUGCCCACCCACUCUCACAAAGGACCGUAGCGGCGUAGACUGAAAUUUCCUAGGUCUCCUGCAAAAACGUAUAAAGUUUCUGUGAGAUUUGGGGACUUGGGAGAGAAGACCACUCCAGCUAUAAUUUAGCAGCCGUAGGAAAGGGACCGAUCUCCUAUUAUUUAGAAAUGUGUGCGUGAUUUAGAUAUUUAGAAAUUGGUGUGUGAGCGUGAAGAAAAACUUAGCAAUCAAGAAAAUUAUCCUCCCCCCUCUAAAGUGACACAGAAGACCUCGGAGCUUAACUCCCUGGUGCAGUAUCCGUCUAGUUGCGGGACAGGAGGAAGGCGCACUCCCUCUUUAGCCCAGGUUCUUUUCUCAUCACUCAGCAACGCACUCGCCUCAGCAUUUACAAAGCCUGCGGAGAGAAAGGAGAAACCUCCCUAGCGCCUUCUCCAGCUCCCAGGGGCAGAAAGAGCAGCAGCGGGGAGGGAGAAACGCAGCUGCGGCCGUGAGGAUGGCGGACGUCUUCAGCGGCCGGAUCCUUGUCAACAAGGAUGGGGACACGGUGGAGCCCGAGGAGGUGCUGCAGAACAAAGUGGUGGGGUUGUACUUUUCGGCAGGCUGGUGCUCCCCUUGCAGGGACUUCACUCCACUCCUCUGCGACUUCUACACGGAACUGGUGGAAGAAACCCAUCCGCCGGCCCCCUUUGAAAUAGUCUUUAUCUCCUCUGACCGUAGCCCGGAGGAGAUGGUAGAUUAUAUGCACGACAUGCACGGGGAGUGGUUGGCCCUGCCUUUUCACGACCCCUUCAAACAUGAUUUGAAGAAGAGGUAUAAUAUCACAGCCAUACCCAAGCUGGUGGUGGUGAAACAAACUGGAGAGGUCAUCACCGACAAAGGACGGAAACAAAUUAGAGAACAAGGCCUCUCCUGCUUCCAAAACUGGUUGGAGGGAGCUGAUAUCUUUCAGAAUUUUUCUACCUGAAUUUGUAAAUAAUGGUAUAGACACCAGGAGACUUUAGGGUGUGAUCAUUAUACCAUUUUCAUAGUUCUGAAGAUAAUUCUUAUACUGAAGGCAAAAGUAAAGGGUAAAAUAUUAAUUUUCCAUUAUUUAUUAGUAUUUGUUUAAUCAUAUUUCAUGACAGAGGUACUAGGAAAGAGCAUUAAGUAAAUAUUUCUCAGGAAAAAUAUCUUCCCUGCUCUGGUUAUGUAGGCUCGUUUAUUAUUUUUAUUAUUCUUAGAGUAAUUCUGUUAAUAAUACUAAGAGCUGAAUGGAUCAUUCCUGAGUGAUAGCUGGCUGAAUAGACUAGUAUGUCAGUCUUUUAAAAAUCUAUGCAAAAAUUCACAUGUGUAGAUCUGUUCAAGUAAAUUAAUAUAUUUCUUCAUAUAACAGAUUUCUAUUGAUUAAUCUAUUUGAAUGAUAUAAAUUGACAACUAUAUUAAUAAAGUUUGUAGUCUUUGUGCUUUAAUAAAAAACCUAUUUCUGUAUUAUUAGUCCCUGAUUAUCCCCUUUAUAAUUUCAAGCAAAUGACAUCAGAGAGUAAAUGAAUAAAUGAAUCCCCCAAACUAGCCAUUCCCAUGUUCUUCACAAAGGCCAUAUAUUCUUUCCUCUCUUGAAAUCUCUUCUUUCCCUUUUUCUUUUUCUGAAGUCUCUAAUAGUCAGUAAUCUUACUGUUUAAAAACAUUGUAUUUUGGAGCUAGAAAGCACUUGAUGUCUUAGUCACCUUUCCACAUCCACACCACUUCAAUACAAAAAAAAAUAAUUAAGUGCCUUUUAUAUCAUCGUCCUCAGCUCUUCUCUUCUCUCCCUACUGGAACCUUGGGUUCUGCCUCUGAGACUGAAGGCUCUGAUAGGUGAACCUUAUCUUGCCCCAAACUAGGUUCUCUUGGCAUUUCCCAGCUACCAUUUCCAAAAUUUUGUACCCUCUCUUUCCAGUUCCCCUUUACGUGUUGUCUUCUUCUGUUAGAAGUUAAGCAUUUUGAAGACAGGAACUAUCUUUCUUGCUUGUGUUUGUAUCCCCAGGACUUAGCACAAUG
Messenger RNA from Phascolarctos cinereus (koala), 2169 nucleotides. It is a transcript of the gene NXNL2, whose product is annotated as nucleoredoxin like 2. The record is from RefSeq and is a predicted model, not a curated record. Gene Ontology annotation, biological process: sensory perception of smell; visual perception; photoreceptor cell maintenance. Lineage: Eukaryota; Metazoa; Chordata; Mammalia; Diprotodontia; Phascolarctidae.